This is a messenger RNA of Endocarpon pusillum Z07020, 1905 nucleotides long. RefSeq lists its product as uncharacterized. The coding region runs from base 1 to 1905 and encodes 634 amino acids. The record is from RefSeq and is a predicted model, not a curated record. Lineage: Eukaryota; Fungi; Ascomycota; Eurotiomycetes; Verrucariales; Verrucariaceae. Gene Ontology annotation, cellular component: membrane. Gene Ontology annotation, biological process: xenobiotic detoxification by transmembrane export across the plasma membrane. The transcript has 3 exons. Gene Ontology annotation, molecular function: xenobiotic transmembrane transporter activity; antiporter activity.
AUGCCUUCUGCGCAAAUAGACAAGGCUUCAAUAUCGCAGAAUCCUCCAGAAGGCGCCCAUCAUAACGCGCAGACGGUAUCUCGAGAUGACAGAGAACUCCUGGAUGACUCCGAAUCUCCCGCUGCCCGCCAGGAUCCCCACAAUAUCAGAUUCUGCAAUCAGCUUAGCUCCAUCCCUUCCACCAUACCAGCUACUCUAGGGUAUCCGUUACCGCUCGCCGAACCACCACUAUGGACAGAGCAAGGGCCAGAAACAACAUCGAAAGGGGAGCGAAACCUUCUUCACGAUCAACAGUUCGACUUUGCUGGACUUCCUCGAAGAGAUAGUCACUCAUCGGGUACCUCUCGCAAGCGCAUGAGCGUGCGGGGGUCAGGCAUAAGCAUAGGCUUUGGACGGACAAGAUAUCGAGAUGAGGAGUCUACGCUCUCCCCGACAGCAACCUACGAAGCAUUCGAAAGAACUGCUCUACUUGGGAGUCUAGGACCACCGGAAGGAGAUGAAAGCACCCCAGAAAACACGAACAAAAGAUGGCAGAAUGCGACAGGUCCUACGAAGAAUCAAACGGAUUGGCAGCGGGAGGCAAAAGUACUGGCAAAAUACUCGCGCUCGCUGAUCCUGACAUGUAUGCUACAGUAUUCGCUGCCAAUGGCCAGCAUCUUCUCGGUUGGACACAUUGGCAAAAUUGAACUUGGGGCUGUCUCUCUAGCCAGCAUGACGGCCAAUAUCACCGGAUACGCAGUGUACCAGGGUCUGGCAACCAGCCUAGACACAUUAUGCGCCCAGGCGUACGGUUCAGGGAACAAAGUCCUUGUGGGGUUGCAAAUGCAAAGGAUGAUUUAUUUCCUCUGGGUCAUGACGAUUCCCAUAGGAAUCAUCUGGCUAGCUGGAACGCAAAUAUUGGAGGCCAUUGUUCCAGAGAAGGAAACUGCUGCUUUGGCUGGAUUAUACCUAAAGAUCGUACUUUUGGGGGCACCUGGAAUUGCAGUCUUUGAGAGCGGAAAGAGGUUUGCACAAGCCCAGGGUCUCUUUUCGGCCACACUAUACGUGCUUUUAGUUUGUGCGCCGCUGAAUGUGUUUCUCAAUUGGCUCUUCGUUUGGCAACUUGGCUGGGGCUUUGUCGGAGCUCCUAUCGCAGUAGCUUCGACCGCGAACCUGAUGCCAAUAUGUCUCUUCCUGUACAUCCGCUUCGUGGAUGGCAUGGAAUGUUGGGGUGGAUUGUCCAGGGAGGCCUUCAAGAAUUGGGGACCCAUGGUCCGGCUCGCCCUUCCUGGGCUGAUCAUGGUAAUGGCUGAGUAUCUGGCUUUUGAAUUUCUAACGCUGGCUGCUAGUUGGAUAUCAACAACACACUUGGCGGCUCAGAGUGUGCUCAGCAUGCUCGUGGUCUUGGCAUGCCAGUUAUCUUUCCCCUUAUCGAUAUCUGCCUCGACUCGUAUUGCCAAUCUCAUUGGUGCCACACUCUCCAACACAGCCCAAGUGACCGCCAGGGUCUCGUUGAUAGCGGCAUGCUGUGUCGGAGUAUGUAACAUGGUCAUCCUAAACAGUCUCAGACAUCGCAUACCAUGGAUUCUCACCAAUGACACGGACGUUGCCGAGUUAGUAGCCAGGGUGCUCCCCCUCUGCGCAGCAAUGCAGUUACUCGAUGCCUUAGCUGCAAACUGCAGCGGCAUUCUGCGGGGCCUAGGAAAGCAGGCGAUCGGAGGCUGGGUUGCCCUCUUUAGCUACUACGCGAUCGGGCUACCAAUCUCGUUAGGAACAGGGUUUGGGUUGCAUUGGGACUUGUAUGGGUUUUGGGCUGGUUCAGCGAUCGGACUUGUUUUGGUGGUUGCUAUUGAAGGAUGGUACAUUCACAAGACUAGCUGGGAGAAGGCAGUGGAGAGCGCUAUGAAGAGAAACACCAUGGGAUGA